AUGGCAUGCGCCGGGACCUUCGCCACGAUCCUUCUGGGGCUGUGCAUCAUCGGCUGCGCUGUGCGCCCUUCGCGAGAGGCGGUCCAGCAGCUCCUGGAAACAGAGGUAGCGCCUCCAGAUGUCCGCCCGAUUGCAGAGGCGGGUACUGCUUUUCUGGAAGGCGACUCAGCCGCAUACUCUCACUGCGAUGGACUUCCGCGCAAUGGCAGCCACGUCAUUAACAAGACACGCUUCUUCAGCACCAGUUGCACCUGGCAUGGGCAGCCAGGGCUGCAGGUGACCCUCAAGGAACCGCUGACCUUCCAAGGCAAUUUGGUCUUGACGGGUGAGAUACAGAUCAUGGGGGAGCAGGAGCUGGAAGGACCCUGUAUCACUGUGCGCGGGGAGAUGACGGUGAUUGCCGCGAACGCCAGCUUCGUUGGCUGCAGAAACAGAAUGGAGGACGAAGCAUUAUCUUGGGAUGCUCGGAGUGGCCAGGAUGGAGAAGGAGGAGCUCUGCGCAUCCAGAAAGAUUUCAUCGUCAGCAACAGCAGCGUCAUGUUCGAGAGCUGCAGUGCAUCAAAAGGACAUGGCGUCAACGCACUCAUUGAAGAUUGCGCUGUAUCUCUGACUGCUGAGGGGCCCUGGCUCAUGUUGGAACUGCCUUGGGCCGAUCGUGGUGGCGUGAUGGAGCAUACUAGCGGCGGCCUGAGCAUCACCCACGGCGGCAAAGUACAUCACGGCGGUUCCCUCGCUUUCAAGGCGUGCAAUGCCAGCAGCAUCGGCGGUGGGAUUUACAUGGAUGCCGGCAAAGGACAAUUUCGCAAGCUGCUUCUUGAUCGUUGCGAUGCUGACAUGACUGCAGCCGCCUUGGCUGCAAUUGCAGCCAAUGGCGCAGAAGCGGAAGUGCGAAUCGAGGAGCUCUCACUGUCGAGGGGCAGCGAAGGGAAUGUCAACGACAUCGCAGUCGCAGGCCUCUUGAAGCUCGACUCGGCUAACCUGAGUACCGAGUCGAGCUCCGGCAUCUACAUCUCAGCACAUAACCUGUCUUUAGAAGACGUGAUGAAUUGCACGAGCACCUCUACUUGCACGUUCUUUGCGAACGCCGCCAGAAGUUCCACCUUCCUUUGCCCUUUGGGCACGGGGUCGGUGGAUUUCGAAGAGUUGCGUGAUUUCGGCUGCCUGGCAUGCCGGCCAGGGGACGCGCAGGUUCUGAACAUGACGAAAAGGCCGUGCAGUCAGUGCCCCGAAGGGGCUUCUAAGUGCUUGGCCAGCGAGCUGAAGAUGGAGCCCGGGCUCAUGGUGGAAUUGGAGAACGUCAACGGCAGCUUCCACUGUCCUAACGAGGCUGGGAAGAUUAGGGAUCCCUUUAAGGAUUUUAUGACUCUAUGA
Molecule: messenger RNA, 1371 nt
Organism: Symbiodinium sp. CCMP2592
Lineage: Eukaryota; Dinophyceae; Suessiales; Symbiodiniaceae
Source: the annotation of a GenBank genome assembly